AUGAUAGGCAUAUGGUUGAAAAAUCCCUUAUUUCCAAAGCAUCAUAGUAUUUUUUAUAUUGUUAUAUCCGUAUGUAUUUUAUAUAUUUGUUUUCGUUUGUCUACAACCUUACUUACAUUUCCGCAUAUUGUAUUAAUACAUAGUCGUAUCUUAACAAAUAGAAGUAUAUUUUAUGAUUUAUUAUCUAAUAAAAAAAUUAACAGUAAUGAAAUUGCUUUAUAUUAUCGUCAUGCAACUUCAUCUCGAAAUUCUUCAUAUCCAUAUAUCAGUGGUGAUACAUUUCGAGCAUUUUCUGAUUAUAUUUAUGAUGAAACAAGACAAGAUCGAUUAAAUUUAGUUAAAUAUGGACAAAUUGUUUUUGUAAAAGCUGAUCUGCUUGGAAAAUUUUUUGGUUCACCAUUUAAUUCUAUAAAAAAACCAUUUGUACUUGUUACACAUAAUAGUGAUCAAUCUGCACCAGAUAAAUAUGGAGCAUAUUUAUUAAAUCCCAAACUACUUAUUUGGUAUGCAUCUAAUCCUAGUGUAGAAAAUCAUCAAAAAUUAUCUCCAAUUCCUAUUGGAAUAGCCAAUAUGCGUUGGCCACAUGGAAACUUAGAUAAAUUAACAUAUGCCUUGAAAAAUCAUCGUAAACCUUGGUCUCAACGAACAAAUUUACUUUAUGUUAAUUUUGCUGUCGAAACAAAUAAAGUUGAACGGGAAAAAGCUUUUUCACAAGCAUCAAAAAUAGAAAACGUACAAAUAAUAAAAAAACGAAUUACAUUUGAAACUUACUUAGAACAAAUAGGAAAUACAAAAUUUGUUUUAUCACCACCUGGGAAUGGACUUGAUUGUCAUCGAACAUGGGAAGCUUUAUUAAUGGGUGCUGUACCUAUUGUUCGUAAAUCGACACUUGAUCCAUUAUUUACAAAAACAAGAUCAGUUAUUAUUGAUGAUUGGUCGAAAUUAACACAAAAUCUUCUACUAUCAUUGAAUUCCUCUUUUAAUCAUCAUAUUAUACCUGAUGUUUUAUAUGCUCAUUAUUGGCAUGAAAUGCUUUUCAAACAUCGGCAUAAUCAGCAAAAAAUAAAAACUUCGGCAUAA
This is a messenger RNA of Rotaria sordida, 1080 nucleotides long. The record is from the annotation of a GenBank genome assembly. NCBI's taxonomy places the organism in Eukaryota, Metazoa, Rotifera, Eurotatoria, Philodinida, Philodinidae.